Molecule: messenger RNA, 855 nt
Organism: Galeopterus variegatus (Sunda flying lemur)
Lineage: Eukaryota; Metazoa; Chordata; Mammalia; Dermoptera; Cynocephalidae
Gene: DNASE1
Product: deoxyribonuclease I
Exons: 8
Coding region: 1-855 (284 amino acids)
Biological process (GO): DNA catabolic process
Cellular component (GO): nucleus
Molecular function (GO): DNA nuclease activity
Source: RefSeq, a predicted model, not a curated record
AUGAGGGCCUUGAGGCUGAUGGGGGUGCUGCUCACCCUGGCCAGGCUGCUGCAGGUGGCCUUGGGCCUGAGCAUCGCAGCCUUCAACAUCCAGACUUUUGGGGUGACGAAGAUGUCCAAUGCCACCCUCUCCAACUACAUUGUGCAGAUUCUGAGCCACUACGACAUCGCCCUUGUCCAAGAGGUCAGAGACAGCCAGCUGAUAGCUGUGGGGAAGCUGCUGGACGAACUGAAUCAGGCUGCACCAAACACCUAUCACUAUGUGGUCAGUGAGCCACUGGGCCGCAACAGCUACAAGGAGCGCUACCUCUUUGUGUACAGGCCUGACCAGGUGUCCGUGCUGGACAGCUACUACUACGAUGACGGCUGUGAGCCCUGUGGGAAUGACACCUUCAGCCGAGAACCGGCCGUGGUCAAGUUCUCCUCCCCGUUCACGCAGGUCAGCGAGUUUGCCAUAGUGCCCCUGCAUGCGGCCCCCUCUGACGCGGUGGCUGAGAUCGAUGCUCUCUAUGAUGUCUACCUGGACGUCCAGCAGAAGUGGGACAUGGAGGACGUCAUACUGAUGGGUGACUUCAAUGCUGGCUGCAGUUACGUGACCUCCUCCCAGUGGUCCUCCAUCCGCCUGCGCACCAACCCCGCCUUCCAGUGGCUGAUUCCCGACACCGCUGACACCACAGUUUCGUCCACACACUGUGCCUAUGACAGGAUUGUCGUUGCUGGAGCUCUGCUGCAAGGUGCUGUUGUCACUGACUCGGCCACUCCCUUCAACUUCCAGGCUGCGUAUGGACUGAGUGACCAAAUGGCCCGAGCCAUCAGUGACCACUACCCGGUGGAGGUGAUGCUGCAGAGGGCCUGA